UUUCUAUACAGUAUAAGGCCAGUCAAACAAACCAUGUAGCUUGAUCUUGUGAACAUAACUUUGAGGCAGCUCCUUCAACAUCUGAUUCAAAAGGAAGGAUGCCAUUCCACAACCCUCUGUCUUCCCUCUCUUCUUUGUGGUCUUUCAUGCAAAUAUCGUGACCACAAAGGCUGGGUUCUGAUGCACCAGCUCUUCUUUAAGGCAGCACUUACUUCAGUGUUCAUACAGCCUAGUCUGGGAACAAUGACUCUCAAGGCAUCUGUUUCUUUCUGCUGGAGUUGGCUGACUUUCUGCCUGGUGGCAACUACAGUCCAAGGUGCCAAACCAAGCUCCAUCCUUGACCAGCAGAGUGGAGGUGCACUUGUGACACCAGCGCAAGGAGCCUCAGAGCAUGUCACAGCUCCAAGACCCACCCUGGCCAGAUGCAACAUCAGGAAGCUAAAGCGAGCCAGCCCAUAUGACCCAGGCCUCACUGGCUACGAUCCCCGGGCAGGUGACUGUGAGAUUAUUCCAAUAACUCCUGCAGUGACCCCACCCGAGUCAGUUUCUCCAACAGAUGCCACAAUCAAAGCUGUUGUCAAGGCACAUCGGAGACCACCAGCAGUUCCAGGCACAGGAUCCAGGCUCUUCUACAUCAUUCCCAGUCCCUCAUAUGGAAGAUACAUCUUUUAUGCCCCCUUUCAGGUCCCUUUGUAUUACAGAAGUUAUGUCCCGGUUAAACGAAGACCCUAUACUUACAAGUAUAUCUCACCUGUCAAAUCACAAAGGGCUGGCUCAUCUGAAGAAUGGAGGAGGAAGAGGGAGGCUCCUUCAAUACUUGGAAAGGAAGGGAGGAUGAAGGAUGCCAAACAGAAACCAAAUGCUGCCUUGUACUUCCACUCUCUCAAGCACAUAGCACCUACUAACCUCGAGGUUGAAGGCAACAAUUGAAAAAGGACCAUGAACAGCAUUGUCUACUGCUGGAGAGGAGAUGAAUGAAUAUUUGAUGUAACAUGACAAUUCCUAAGGUAUUUUAAAUAUUAGCUUUUUGUAUGAUGGUAGAGGCAGCUCUAGGGGAGCACAGCUGGUUGCCCUUGCUCAUGGCUAGUUACAUGACAUCUGUGGCCAGCAGGGAAUUUCUCCUCUGAAUAUGACCUGAUUGACUUGGACAGGCUCAGGAAUGGCAACAAAAACAGAGACAAAAUAGGAAGCAAAGCUGUUAGGGUGAACCACUCAGUCAAUCUGAUGUUUGUACAGGUGAUACUAACUUUACAAAACAGAGUAGUCAUUGCUGACACCUGUGUGCUAGCAGCAGUUAAACAUUGCACAGUACUUGGGAGCACUGUGGCCUUUGUGCAGCACUUCCAAGCUCUGUUCUGUGUCAGUUUGAAACUAUACUAAUGCAUAGUGAAAUAUCUUGGGAAUAGGAGAGGGAGGUGGGGCAACAGGCUGGCUAGUCUAUGGAAUCUUCAUGCUCACCAGUUAAUUGAGAGAGAUUUACAAUGACACUUCCCUUCAGCUGAAAUUUGUUUUAGUGAAAUAGUUUUAUAAUGCAGUCUUCUGCACUGCUACUGAAAUGGUACGCUGUAAUCGUAGUAGGCCAUGUACAGGCAAUGCCAUAACCAGCCGUGGAAAGACAGCACUACAAAUACAACCCCCCACCUUCUGCUCUGAAGACACUACAUAAAUAAGACCCCGACUUUGCAACUGCUUAAGCACAUUCUUUUCUUUAAGCUCAUGAAUAAACUUAUUUCAGUCAA
Messenger RNA from Alligator mississippiensis (American alligator), 1739 nucleotides. RefSeq lists its product as uncharacterized. The record is from RefSeq and is a predicted model, not a curated record. Bases 181 to 930 code for a protein of 249 amino acids. The transcript is spliced from 3 exons. NCBI's taxonomy places the organism in Eukaryota, Metazoa, Chordata, Crocodylia, Alligatoridae.